This is a messenger RNA of Vombatus ursinus (common wombat), 2524 nucleotides long. RefSeq names its product ubiquitin conjugating enzyme E2 D2 (gene UBE2D2). The transcript is spliced from 7 exons. Gene Ontology annotation, cellular component: nucleus. Gene Ontology annotation, molecular function: ubiquitin conjugating enzyme activity. NCBI's taxonomy places the organism in Eukaryota, Metazoa, Chordata, Mammalia, Diprotodontia, Vombatidae. Bases 436 to 879 code for a protein of 147 amino acids. The record is from RefSeq and is a predicted model, not a curated record. Gene Ontology annotation, biological process: protein K48-linked ubiquitination; ubiquitin-dependent protein catabolic process.
GGCAGCAGCAGCGCAUAAAGGGGCCGCCGCCGGGUGAUGCGGUCCUCACUGCGGUAGCGCCCAAGAGCCGAGUCCGGGGAUCUGCCAGAGGGGUCCACCCCGCCCCCUCCCCUCCCCCUACCCCUCGUUCCUCCCCCUCCCUGCCGCUGCGGCCUCCCAGCCCGGGCACCACACUUCCCUCCAUCCCUCCUCCUCCCCAAUCCCCUUCCCUGCUCCCCCUGCCCCGUCGCUGCUGCCUGCUGCCGCCGACCCCUCUUCUCCGGGCCGGUGCCGCUCCCCGUCUUCCCUAACCCCUCUUCAACCUCUUUCCUCCUCUCCCCCCUACGGCAAAAAAUCGCCGCGGCCUAGCUCCCUCCACCUUCCCCUCCUCCCCUCCCCGUCCCUCUCCCCUAUCCCCGUCCUCGCCCCGGGGUCCGCCGCCGCCCGUUUCACACAAUGGCUCUGAAGAGAAUCCACAAGGAGUUGAAUGACCUGGCACGUGACCCCCCAGCUCAGUGUUCAGCUGGUCCUGUUGGAGAUGACAUGUUCCAUUGGCAAGCUACAAUAAUGGGGCCAAAUGAUAGUCCCUAUCAGGGUGGAGUAUUUUUCUUGACAAUUCAUUUCCCGACAGAUUAUCCCUUCAAACCACCUAAGGUUGCAUUUACAACAAGAAUUUACCAUCCAAAUAUUAACAGUAAUGGCAGCAUUUGUCUUGAUAUUCUACGGUCACAGUGGUCACCAGCACUAACUAUUUCAAAAGUACUCUUGUCCAUCUGUUCUCUGUUGUGUGAUCCCAAUCCAGAUGAUCCUUUAGUGCCUGAGAUUGCACGGAUCUACAAAACAGAUAGAGAAAAGUACAACAGAAUAGCUCGGGAAUGGACUCAGAAGUAUGCGAUGUAAUUAAAGAAAUUAUUGGAUAACCUCUACAAAUAAAGAUAGGGGAACUCUGAAAGAGAAAGUCCUUUUGAUUUCCAUUUGACUGCUUUCUAUGAGCCCACGCCUCAUCUUCCCCUGUGCACAUGUUUACCUGAUACAGCAGUGCUGCGUGUUGUACAUACUUGGAACAACAAAAUAGAAAUACUGUAUUUCCCGUACCAACAUUGACUCCUAGCAAAGAAGUGUGUGUGUGAAAAGCCAGUUCUUCAGUCAUAACCUAGUUGUGAGACUAAAAGCUUUCCUUAUUGACUUAAUUGGAUAAACAAUGCAAGGGCGCAGGGGUGGGUGUUGUAUGGCUUGGGGUGGGGGAGGACAGUUACACUGACCUGUGGGAGAAUUUUUUAAAAAGUGGAAUCCUUUUAAACUCAUAACAGUUAUGAAAAGCAAGGUGAAGAACGUCAAGCUGUUUCUGUAUUCAUUUUAUUCUGAAGGACCUACAUCUUAGGUAAAUGUUUCGACCAACAAGAUUAAACUGUACCCACAUCCUGUAUUUUAAGGUCUAAGUUUAACUGGUCAACAUUUAAAUGGAUUGGAGCUAUUAGUACAUAAAGUGAUGGGUGUUUUGUUUUUUUUUUUUUUUCAGCUCUUCUCCAUCACCCCCUUUCCCCCCAAUACUUUUUGGUUUGUAUGUGGUUUCUCAGUUAAUACAUAGCUAAUAGCUCUUAAUUUUUCUUAUGUUUUUUAACUGCUUAGGUCUAUCUGGAUGUAAGGGUAAAAAUUCAUUUGACAGAAAUACUUGUGUAUAUUUAAAGACCCAAUUGCUCCUCUGGAGCUUGUACGUUCAAGAAUGAUUAAUCUGUGUAAUAAACUGAUUACUACAGUCAUUACAUAUAAUUUUGUGUGAACAGGCUUUUUUAAUUUCAAGAACAGUUUGUCUAGCUGAGAUUAGUGGUGGAUUCUACACCCUCCCUCUUCCCCUACCCCCACCCCAACUUCUGCAUUCAGACCAGUUACAUUUCAAAAUCAUGAAAAAAUCACAGUUUACAUAGUGAAAGGCUGUGUAUUAAAUUUGACCAAAUGAGAUAGGAACAUAAGUUUAAAAGCACCUCGAUAAAAUUUAAAUGUUUAGUGUGCAAGGAACAUGACUGUUAAACCAAAUAAGAAGUUUACUUUAUUAAUGAAAAUCUAAGCAACAUGUCAUGAAAACUUAGACAUUCCCGUGUGUGGGAUAUAAGACACAAAUGCAUUUAUAUGGUUAGUAAGUUAACCUCUGUAACUGAAUAUCAAAUGUUAAAAGAGUAAAAUUUAACAAACCUGCAGAACGUCAGCACAAUUUCAUAAUGAAGAAAUCUACAUUAUUACUUUGCACUAACAAUUGCAAGAUGUUCAUUCAGUUUAAAAUUGUACUUGUAUGUGACUUUUUGAAGUCUUCACUUGACUCUAGUAAAAGAUGUAGUUGGAAACUUUACUUGUAAACCAGUGUCUUUGCCAGAAGCGUUCCAUGAACUAGGUGAGUUACAAGUUUUUCUUCUCUGGAUUUAAUUGUAAACCAGGUCACCACAAAGCAACACCUUUAGAUCUGAGGUUUUGUCCCAUCCAUUUUCCAAAUGCGUCUCUACACUCUUGCACAAAAAACUGAGGAAUAAAUGUCCACUGCUUUUGGUUUAAA